This is a messenger RNA of Ahaetulla prasina, 7181 nucleotides long. It is a transcript of the gene CNTF, whose product is annotated as ciliary neurotrophic factor. Bases 154 to 768 code for a protein of 204 amino acids. Gene Ontology annotation, molecular function: cytokine activity; growth factor activity; ciliary neurotrophic factor receptor binding. Gene Ontology annotation, cellular component: axon. Lineage: Eukaryota; Metazoa; Chordata; Lepidosauria; Squamata; Colubridae. The record is from RefSeq and is a predicted model, not a curated record. The transcript has 2 exons. Gene Ontology annotation, biological process: ciliary neurotrophic factor-mediated signaling pathway; negative regulation of neuron apoptotic process; positive regulation of axon regeneration.
GCAAGAGAGCGGGCGGCCAGGCGAGCGCGUCAGGCGCACCCGUGCGGAAUUCUCUCGCUCGGGCUGGAAUUUAGGAGCUGAGCGAGGCUUUUCCAAAUCGCUUUCCUGACGCGAGCGGCGCCUGAUCGGCUCCUGCUUUCUCCCCUGCGGGCGAUGGCUACCUCGGAGCGGCAGCCCGGGACCUCUCCACACCGGGACUCGUGGCGUCAGACCGUUCUUCUCCUGAGGAAGAUGCGCUCCGAUGUCAGCAGCCUCCUGGAAUGCUACGUUGAGAAGCAAGAUCUGGCACAAACCUUCAACCUUGAUUUGAUCGAUGUUGAUUUGAUCGAUGGAGUACCUCUAGCUGAUGUUGAAGAAUGGAAUGAGAUUUCAGAUGCUGAGCGUCUGGGGAGCAACUUACAAGCUUAUUGGGCAUUUCAGAUUCUGUUGGAUCAAAUCUUGGAAGAGCAGAGAACUGAUUUAACCCCAGAGGAUGUAGCUUUCCAUGAAUCUAUCCAAUCAGUUUUGCUGCAAGUUUCUGCUUUAGCUUACCAACUGGAGGAGCUGAUGGUAACACUGAAGCACAAUGUGCCAGCUAAAGAGGUAAAAAAUACAAAAAACCCUGAUGAAAACAGCUUAUUUGAAAGGAAAAUAAGGGGCAUGAAGGUGCUACAGGAGCUUGCCCAAUGGACGGUCAGGUCAGUUCGAGACCUUCACAAAAUCUCUACAUCUGUUCAGGUAUCACCCACUGCUGAGGGUGACAGCGUGACUCAGGCCCAGGAAAAAUAAGGAUUCUGUUGGAUUCUUAAAGCUUCUUUAAAACAACGUCUCUCCCUCGUUUGUGGUAUUUAGGUUGAAGCAGUAUGGCCAGCCUGAGCAUGCGGAGAAGAUUGGAAUGAGUUCCCCUCCCAUCCAUAUUAGUCUAUACAGGAUGCAGCCCAUUCCUGAGUGGUGAAGAAUUUCAAGAGUACCAGUGCUACUUGGUGACCCUAGGCUUGUAGUGUUGUUGUACUAUAAGGUUUCUUUGCAAAUAUAUGCAGGCUGAGCACCAGAUGAGUAUUCAUAAUAUUAACACUCCAAUGGAUUCCUGUUUCCUGGGAGUUCUGCCAGGAAACUCUCUUUGCCUCUGUCUAGUUCCAGCCUAGACUAAUUCUGUGCUGCGUACAUACCAUUCACUAAUCUCCUCCCCGUGAUUCUUCAAGGAGGAAAGACUCAUCUUCUUCCAUUGCAAAGUUAUUGCCAGUGUGUUUCUGGCUGCCUUCUUCUUUGCUGAGAACUUAACCAUAACUAGCAACAGCCCCUGUGGUAGCUUUUCAGGCCCACUGCCUUGGGACAGUGAUUUUCCAAGAAUGGCCCACGGAGUUUCAUGUGGUAGUGUGUUGCAUCCUCCCCAUGCCCCUCCAACCCAGUGGGGUACCUAGCAUGUCUGAUGCCCAAAGCAGAUCAUUUUUAUCACCUCCCUCUUCUCUCACCAAGAACUACUUUGGUGUAAGAUCCUGUCAUAAGCAUGAAGCCAGCUGGGCCACUCACUCUCUCUCGUACCCUUGGGGAGAAAGCAAUGGUAAACCGUUUCUGAAAAUGUUGGCAACGCAACUGCAAAGAGAACUCGUCAAAGUCAAAUCUGACUUUAAGGCACACCCUUUUCCUUCAUCACUACUGCACCUGCCAAUUGUCAUUCAGCAGAUUAGCAUGUUGGAACGGUAACCCAGAUCCACACCUGCAGCUUGUCUCCUUGUCGUCUUUGGCAGCCCUCCCCUUGUCUCUUACCUGGGGGAGGGAAUGGAUCGCUCUCCCACCCCUUCCAUAGUAUUGUUUCAGCCAGGCUUCUGUCUAUUUUUUCAGUAAUUGGGUGGUCAGUUGACUUUAAUCAAUGUCUGGAUGGGUGGAAAAGGUCAGAAUUGUCCUGAGAAGCCACUCGCCAGAGUCAGCCCUCUACUUCAGGGGUCUCCAACCUUGGUCCCUUUAAGACUUGUGGACUUCAACUCCCAGAGUUCCUCAGCCAAUCAAUAAAAAAAAUACUUGAUUUUGGAUUACAUUUUUGGUACAAAUUUGACUUUUAAGAGGCCUUUACAGUAAAAAUGCAGGGGAUGGGAAGAAAUACAAUUAUAUAGCCAUAAUUUUAUUUGCCGGAUAAGGCAAGGUUCCAUAUUCUUUGUUUAAUUGGAUGGUCAUCACAUUUUCUCUGAAUUGUUUCUUCAGAUGGCCAUAAUUUCAGAAAGUCUGAGAAACAUAGCUCUAGGGCAACCAUACUGAGGCCCUACUUAAAGCAUUUUCUCCCUCAACAGUUACAAGCAGAGUUCAAGUAUCCACAGUGAUGAGCCACAGUGGUGCAGUGGAUAGAGUGCAGUACUGCAGGCUACUUCUGUUGACUGUGGCUGACUGCAAUUUGGUCGUUCAAAUCUCACUAGCUCCAAGUUGACUCAGCCUUCCGAGGUGGGUAAAAUCUGGGUAAAUGCCCCAAAUUGUUGGGGGCAAUAUGCUGACUCUGUAAACCACUUAGAGAGGGCUAGAAAGCACUGUAAAAUGAUAUAUGUAAGUCUAAGUGCUAUCCUGUGAAACCUUAAAGUGGUCAUUAGAUUUUGGUUUAGCAUGUUGUAUAAGUAAGGCACUGUAGUUUAUAAGUUUUUUCCAAUAGCAUUUGAACCCACCAAUUGUGGACUAGUUAAUAAACCAUGAUUAAACGAACUGUGAUUAAAUAGAAAGGAAUUGGAUUCAGAUUAACCAUCUUUUAUUUUCAUUACAUAAUUUCUUUUCUUGGAACUUUUAGAGCGGGUGAACUUAGUUUAGUUUAGUUUAUUGUCAUUGCACCUUAUACAAUGAAAUUAAAUGCGAUCUUCAGUGUACAUCAUACAUAAGAAAACUAUAAAAAUAGAACAAAAACAUACAUCCUUCACAUUCUUUAAAAUUGAAUUGAAUUAACUGCAUUAAUAUUACAAUUCUAUACAGUAGAAUUCAACAUAGUUAUUGCUCUGGGAUAGAAGCUGUUUUUCAGUCUAUUUGUCCUUGUUUUUAUUGUAAAGAACAAAACGUAAAGUCCUUUUCUUAAGGUGGAAGAAUAUAGAUUAAUGCUAUUAUUGAAGCCAACAUGAUCAAAGUAUAUUGUUACAUUUCUUUUUUUCCCCUCCCACUUAGCUAUCCUAAAUGCAUAACACAAUACUGCCGAGGUUGGCAUUCAGGAAUGUUUCUUUGGGUCUCUCCUUUCCAUUUUCAUUAGCAAGAGGCCAUGGUGUUCAAAUGGGGCACAAAAGAAAUAGGUGUAUUUUUAAGGAUGUUAAAUCAUUCCAAGUUCUAGUAUUUAGUAUGAAGGAAUUUGGCCAAGAAAUCAUUUCUGUAAGUUUAUAUGCAGAUCAGUUUCAGACAACUAUAAAAAAAUAAAUAGGAUUCUAUAGUAUUUAUAACUCUACAUGCUUAAAUCUGAAAAACCAAUGGAAGUAUGUAGUGUAGGAUUGAGGGCUAUUUUUCAUUUUGGAGGCCGAAAUCUCUAUUUGGUAACCUUAGACAAAUAUAGGACAAGAUUAUUUAGUGCAUAAAAUAAAUUGGGAAGGAAUUCCAUCUCUUUCUCUCCGUCUCUCCCCAAAAGGAAGAUUAUGGAAAUGGAUUUAUGCAUGUGGUAGAAGGUACAACGGAUUUGUGAUAAUCUCUCAGAUUUUUGUACCAGAGUAAUCCAAGGAUUGCUUGCCAGGGGAAGAGUAAAUAGAAUUCAGUAACAACACUGAUGCAGUGCAAAAACUGACGGACAUUAUUUUUGUACAGUCAAAGUUAAAACAAAUUAUUUUAAAAUAGGCUGUUCUGUAAUAUAAUAUAUUUGUGGGUAUGUUUUUUUUCACAUAUAGAAUAAAUAAGGAAAAAAAUCAUUAAGCAAAAAAAUUCAGUUCUAUGAACAUAAUCAACCUUAAUUUGGAGAAACUAAGCAUUUUGGUGACAAAAAUGAAGACAAAAAAAAAGAGGAAGAAUAGAAAGAAUGUGAAUAGAGAACUGUAAUAAAGGCUAUGGCAGUUUUGCAUUUGUAUUGUACUUCCAGGCAACCAUCUAUUUCAUUGCCCAAGUCUUCUGAUUUCCAGAUUAAAAUGAAGAAGCAACGAUUGGCCUGUACUGAACAUACAGGAAUGUACUGGUUAUUUUAGGACACAAUGGGCAUGCUUAUGUCAUAGCAAGUCUGCAGCUCGGCCACCCAAUUGAUGGGCAAACAGAAAGGUCUCCUUCCUGGCAACAGAAUGAGAUUCAAGAUGACGCAGCUAAUUAGGUUUAAUUUGCUGGCCAGCAAGAAGCGCUGCUGCGUCACUCAGUUUUGCUUUGGAGAUUAAAAAAAAUCUUCUUUCUCUGGAAAACGGUUUUUUUUUUUUUUUAACAAAACAUAUUUAAUCUCAUGACAGGGGAAAGCUUUUUAUGUUGCCAUCUUUAGACAUUUUACUUUCCGAUGCGCAUCAUCAUAUUGGGAGACUACAGAUUGGAAAGUAGGGCAUCUCCUCCAUAAUGUCUGCUUGGAAUGCCCUAUACCAUAAUGCUCAGCAACAUUGGAAAUGGGAGCUCCUUCUUUGACAAGACCUGUCAGGUUACGGCAGAAGAUUCCAGAAUAUAGAACUGAAGUAAGGCUCUGGAAUGACACAAAAUGACUGCUGGAGGAAGGAGUACCGUAUAUACUCGAGUAUAAGCCGAGUUUUUCAGCACGUUUUUUGUGCUGAAAAACGUCCCCUCGGCUUAUACUCGAGUAUAUACGGCUUAUACUCGAGUUUUUUUUCUUCUUCUUUUUUUCACAUUAUACUGGAUAGUGCAAACUUGGCGGGCUUUUGCAUUAGCGCGGGGAAGCCCUGCCGGUGCAGUGAGUGGGCGGGGCGGGGGAGCCGCCAGCCUUCUCGGCUGAGGGAGGGAGGCUUUCCCUGACCGGUAGCUGCCUCAUUUCCCUCCCUCGGCUUAUACUCGAGUCCCCAGUUUACCCCAGUUUUUUGGGGUAAAAUUGGGGACCUCGGCUUAUACUCAGAUCGGCUUAUAUUCGAGUAUAUACGGUAACUGUUUUAUCUAUGAUGGGGACAGUGUUUGCCUCCUGUCCCCCCCACCCCCCCAAAAAAAUUUUUUUGGAAAAGCAUUUAGUGUUCUGGGGAGUGUAAUUCCCUUAAAUUUUGGGGUUUGUUUGCUACUGUGAAUAAUGAUUAUGAAGGAAAGCCAAGUUGCAUGAAAAACCACUCUCUGAAUAGUUGUCCUUAUUGCAAAUACUGGUUUAAAUUUAUAUUCCCUUCAUUGUCAUGAAGAUGAACAUCCAAAAUCAGUACAGUGGAAUAGAUUUUGUACAAAAUUUGUCAAAAGUAAGACUCCUCACUCCCACAUUGCUGGGUGUGUAAGAUAGGGGGGAAGGAGCAAACAAUUCUAUUUAUUUUUCCGUAAAAGCUCUGGUCAUCUAAGCUAUGGACUCUUGGGGGAGGGGAUCACUGGUUCCUACUUACAAUUUAUACUUAAUGUCCUUUCAUUGGGUUGAAUCCAGAUUUGCUUUUCUGUUAAUGAAAGGCUCUUUGGCUCCGAUUCUGCUGAAGCUCCCACUAAAAAAAGUUAAGAGAAAAUAACUUUUUAAAGUUCCCCUUUUGCAGUCUUCAAAGCUGCCUCCCAUAUGAUUUUGAAAUGAUCCCACAAUCUUCCAGAAAAGAUUUUCAGCCAACCUAGAGAGGAAGAUGGAUAAGGAACUGAUGAUAAGUACUCCUUCUUCUGCCAGUAGGAAUACCCAGUUUCAGAAUUGUGAAACUGGGCAGAUCUCGAACCUGUACAUUGAAGAAACAUGAGAAAUAAUUAUUUUUCUCCAUAAUGGUGUCUGCCUUAUCUCUAUACUAACUUGAAUGUUUAUUUAUCCUCUUUUAAAACAAUGUGAAGUGCUUCAUUUGGCAUGCUUGUUCCGCUACUGAAAUAUGCAAAAUAUGUGAAAUGUAAUCAUUAUGAGUGAUUCCUUAUUUUUGUACUGUGAGCUAAAUUUUUGACGAAAGAAAAUGUGAUGUCUUUGAUUAAUGGAAAUAAUACUGACAGAUUUCACUUGUAGCAUAAAGGUAUAACUAGUUUGAUUAGUUAAAAUUAAUACCGGUAUUUUAUUAAAAUACUAAAGAGGAUGUUGUAUAAUCAAGUAGUGCAUUAUUUUAAAUUAAUUAUAUUCAGCUCUAUCAAUAAUUGCCUGUAGAACAAAUUCCUUCACUCUCUUCAGCUCUUAUUGCUCUACUCAAAUCUGUGGUGAUUCUAGAGAAGAGGAGAGGAUGGAGAACUUCCCUUUUCCAAAAGGAAAUUAAUUAAUGUUUGGAUACUGCUGAAUGCAUUUCUUUUCAUUCGGGUAUUCUAAAAAUUGUGUAAAGUAAGUGUCACCUUAAAGAGGCAUUCUGCUUUUACACGCACUGGAAGGAAUGCCUCUUCUCAGACUACGCUAGCUGUGGCACAUUUCUGUGUCGGUUAAUGACUACCAAUGGAUGUUUUGUUUUGUCUCAGAGUGAUAGUUUUAUAACAUGGAAAUUUACUUCGUGAUUAAUUCAUAUUAUCAAAAAGGUUUUAUUUAGACAAAUCAGAGAGCUAUUUAUUGAAUUGUAUUGAAAAUUGUUCAGAGAUUUAAAAAAAAUAAAGCGUGUUAUUUUAAAGCAAAGUAUUUUCUUCAUUUUUUGUAGUAAUUAUUCAAAUGGUAAAAUAAAUUCAAAACAUGGAAUAUUUCAGGCUAAUCAAUUAUAAACAUUGGGAGAAGAAAAGAGGAAUGCAGCUAAUACCAGCAGAGAGCAGACAGCAGUGAUAACAAAAACUUUCAAGCUCACCAUUUUUACUUUUAGAAUUUCAUCCUUCCUGCACAGCUAUAAUGCUGGAUAAUAUUUCCUGUACAUUUUAUUCCAAAUUAAAAAUUACCCAAGGAAUCAUUGGUGAGCUUUUGGGACAAAUGACAGUAAUCUCUUGACAUUUCAUGAGCAGUUGCAUCUAGCAUCUUCAAGGCAGAGUAAGGAACUGAUUGGUUGAACUGGCGAGCCGAUCCAUAGUUGAUCCAUGCCAUAGGAAUCCAAAAAAGCUGGUUCCUGAUUGGUUCAAAAUAGAUCAAAUAGUUUCAAAAUGGAUCAACCAGAGGAGGAAUCAGGGAUCAGCAUAUCAGGUUCUAAUAUAAGAGCUUGGUCAACCCAUUUCAGUUGCCUGUGUGUGGACCAUCUGAGAGGUAUAGUACAAAGCAGCUCACUCUGUCUCUGAAGAUUUAUUUAUUUAUU